AUGCCAUCUCCAAUACCUCCUCCAUCAAUACCGCAGGUUGCCUCGUUGCUACAUUACGACAUCCUUUUCAGCGAGCCAGACGACAGCCUCCCCGAACCCUUGCCCACCACCAUUGAAGCAAUUGAAGAUGCACCAACCAUCCAUAAACUUCAGUCUAGGUGCAUUGCCCGUGUGGGAACCUCUUACGCGGUCAAGUAUGGCUAUGCAGUGGAACCGCUCGAAGCAGAGAAUAUGAAAUUUGUUCGCCAAAAUACAAACAUAUACGUUCCACGAGUCUACGCCGUAUACCAGCGUUUUCUAGAGAAUGGAAAACACCAAAAGACAUACAUCGUCAUGGAGAGGAUCGCAGGCGAGUCGCUCGACAAGCUGUGGGAUGGAUUCGAUACCACGGAAAAAUUAGCCAUUUCUCAACAGCUCAAAGAGACUUUUAUUUCCUUGCGUGACUUGCCCCAUGAUGGAUUCUUUGGCAGUCUAGACAAGACCAAGCUACGAGAUUUUUUGUUUUGUCGCCGACGAACCCAUGCCAGCCAUCGACUCGCCAUUCAACACAGAAGAGGCCCUCAUCGACGGCGUACUAGACAGACAGGUUUUUGGCAGAAGAUCCUGACAGACUACGGCACAAGGCCGCAUAUUACCGACAAGUCCUUUCAAAAGUAUUCAAGGCCCGAUGGACGCAUUGCUAUUGUUGACUGGGCAGCAUCGGGAUGGUACCCUGUGUAUUGGGAGUAUGCCGUUGCUGUCUGCGCACACAGGGGCUGGUCAAGCGAUUGGCAUACAUAUAUCCGUCUUUUCCUAGACGAAUAUCCUAAUCAUUUCGCCUGGAUGAGUCGACUGCGAAUGGAAUGA
Molecule: messenger RNA, 846 nt
Organism: Beauveria bassiana ARSEF 2860
Lineage: Eukaryota; Fungi; Ascomycota; Sordariomycetes; Hypocreales; Cordycipitaceae
Product: phosphotransferase enzyme family protein
Exons: 2
Coding region: 1-846 (281 amino acids)
Source: RefSeq, a predicted model, not a curated record